This is a messenger RNA of Trypanosoma brucei brucei TREU927, 597 nucleotides long. RefSeq names its product ubiquitin-conjugating enzyme E2, putative. Bases 1 to 597 code for a protein of 198 amino acids. Gene Ontology annotation, cellular component: nucleus. Gene Ontology annotation, molecular function: SUMO conjugating enzyme activity. The transcript has a single exon. Gene Ontology annotation, biological process: protein sumoylation. The record is from RefSeq and is a predicted model, not a curated record. Lineage: Eukaryota; Euglenozoa; Kinetoplastea; Trypanosomatida; Trypanosomatidae.
AUGUCCGGGCUAUCUUUAGCUCAGUCACGCCUACGAGAGGAGCGCAAAGCAUGGCGUAAGGAGCGACCUUUUGGCUUUUGGGCGAAACCGCGGGAAAUCAAAAGUGUGCAGCAUCAACAACCGAAUAAUGUCCUUACUGCGCUGGCCAAGUCAUCAGCGGCCCCCCAAACGCAUCAGGGGAGUGGCAGUAGCCAAACUGCUGGCGACAACUCUGGUGGCUUGGACUUGCUUGAGUGGGAAGCAGGAAUACCGGGGAAGCCAGGCACUCCGUUUGAAGGUGGUGAGUUCCGUCUCUUUCUCCACUUUUCAGAGGAUUACCCGACAAAGCCGCCUAAAUGUGUGUUUAACCCGGUACUUUUUCACCCCAACGUCUACCCGAGUGGAACGGUAUGUCUUUCCAUUCUCAACGAGGAGAAGGACUGGCGGCCGAGUAUUACAAUUAAGCAAAUACUACUGGCGAUACAGGAGCUCCUGGACAACCCAAACAUCAACGACCCCGCUCAGGAAGAGCCAUUUCGUGUGUACACGCGUGAUCGUCAAGAGUAUGAAGAACGCGUGCGGCAGGAGGUGGCGAAGCACCACCGGAAGCGGGUAUAA